This is a messenger RNA of Branchiostoma belcheri (Belcher's lancelet), 1571 nucleotides long. Its product is annotated as fibrinogen-like protein 1. Lineage: Eukaryota; Metazoa; Chordata; Leptocardii; Amphioxiformes; Branchiostomatidae. Bases 109 to 1344 code for a protein of 411 amino acids. The record is from RefSeq and is a predicted model, not a curated record. The transcript has 5 exons.
UGCUAUUCAGCUCUGCAAAUCAAACACCAAACUGGCCUGUACACAUGGCCAGGCCAAAGUCUAAAAAGCAAACCCCCUCUGGUAGUUUCAGACAAACAACCCACAACCAUGGCUGGCAUCUAUCUCAUUCUCUUGCUGUGUCUCCAUGUGCAAGCAAACGCACAUGUAGGGAGGGACGGGAUGAUUAUAGAACAAGAAGGCGCUAGACAGGAUGCCUUGGAGUCUGACCACCAGCAUCAAGUGACUUCCCCCUCAGCCAAACCUGGGCAGUGCUCCUACACCUUCACUGUCCCCACGUCAGACCAGCCCCUGGGGCAGGGGCAGCUGGACAGGGUCCAGAAGGAGGUGGCCGCUCUGAACGACUGGAAAUACCAGGUCGGCAGUGCAGUGAGCAGGAUGGAGGACAGGAUAGACCAGGUGGAAAAGUGGACAGAUGGUCUGGACAAUAAGGUUGAAAAGUCGAACUACAAAGGUACUGUUGCAGAUGUAGCUUUGCUAAAGGAACAACAAGAGGAACUGACUGCCAGCCUGAAGACCCUCACCCUGCACGUACAGUCUCUUAACAACACUCUGGGCAUGCUGGUGGCAGAAAAGGCCAAGACGGAAACUACUCUGAAACGUGGGAUAAUGAAUACCAAAGACCUGGGCGAAUAUCCCAAAGACUGUUCAAACAUCUACCAGGAAGGUUACACCCAGAGUGGAGUGUACAUGAUCCAUCCUGAUGUGUCAAGCAUUGUUCCCAAACCAACAGCUCCCCCUGACCCUUUCCCUGUGUACUGCAUAAUGCAGAACAACACAGGUUGGACUGUGAUCCAAAGAAGGGAGGACGGAUUCACUGACUUUCAACAAAACUGGUCUCAGUACCGGAACGGCUUUGGCCACCUGAACCGUGAGUUCUGGUUGGGCAAUGAGAAGAUCUACCUCCUCACAAAUCAGGACAGGUACAAGCUCAGGAUUGAGAUGGAGGAUUGGGACAACGAGGUGGCCUACGCAGAAUACGACCGCUUCUUGAUCGAAGACGAGUCGCAGACAUACCGUCUGCGCGUGGGGAACUACAACGGAACCGCGGGGGACGGGUUUGUCAACAAGAUCCACGCUGACCUCACUCACCACAACAGGGUGUUCCAAAGUAGUGACACUGACUGUGGGAGUGACAAGAGGGGGGGUUGGUGGUACUACUCUUAUGCAAAGGGAUGUCAGAGGUCCAACUUGAAUGGGCAAUACUACAGUGAAUAUGGUCCCUGGGACCACAGGUUUGACUAUGGGAUACGGUGGAACCCGUGGAAGGGUAACCGAUAUUCCCUCAAGUCAGUCAAGAUGAUGAUUGCCCCUGCUACACAGUAGGCAGUGGUAAACACACGUAUGCACAUGAAAAGGAAAUGUGGUAGAUUUCAAACUUGCAACAUAUCUUACCAUUCACUGCAGUAGAUCAGCUAUUUCAUUACGCAAAUUGAUUCCAUUUUUAAGGUGCAAAACUAUACUCAUGGUGUAUUGUCUUGUCACAAAAUGUAGACUUUCAUGAACAUAUCCAUCCAAGUUAAUUCAAUUAAGUAACAGUCCCUCUGAUUGGU